Messenger RNA from Amblyraja radiata (thorny skate), 1885 nucleotides. RefSeq names its product G protein-coupled receptor 78b (gene gpr78b). Gene Ontology annotation, molecular function: G protein-coupled receptor activity. The coding region runs from base 838 to 1854 and encodes 338 amino acids. Gene Ontology annotation, cellular component: membrane. The record is from RefSeq and is a predicted model, not a curated record. The transcript is spliced from 3 exons. Gene Ontology annotation, biological process: adenylate cyclase-activating G protein-coupled receptor signaling pathway. Lineage: Eukaryota; Metazoa; Chordata; Chondrichthyes; Rajiformes; Rajidae.
UAUAAGCUUGCGUUUCUUUCUCUUUUACUCUGCUAUCCAUUGUGGGUGUUUAUAACUUUUAGAGCAGGCUGCCAGCCUCAACUCGGCUUGAGUUGAACAGCGCUCUGUCUGAUGAACUCGCCUCGCAGUCCCGGGCUGAAACCCGAACUGCUCUGAGGAUGUAAACCAUUUGCAAAUUCGACAGGUGCGGAUCGUUAUAGAUGGCAAGGAUGUUAAACAACGAGUAGGUAAAGCACAACCGACGCCUGGGUUUCCAGAUCACUGCCUCCACAAGUCGGAGAGGUCUCCACAAGCACUCGCCCACUGCCUCCUUUAUCCCUCUAUCAUGCCGUAGAGUAUGUUCAUGUAUUUCUGCCGAGGUUGGCUGUGCGCAUGACUCGGCCGCUGUUGUUGGAUGGAGCUGGUGCUGAGGAGGUGACAAACGGUGUCUAUUUCAGAGAGAGAUCCGGCGUUGCCCGCCGGGCUUGGUUGAGCGCCACUGACGGCAGGGGGUUGGGAGGAGGUGGGGGUGCUAGUGGAGAAGGGGGAGGCUGCUCGGUCCCGCAGUGCCGGAGCCAUUAUUCAAGGAAGCCGACAGCUCCGGUGCACAGUGGGUGAGUGAGGUGGACGCCGCUUUAUUCCAGCAACUCUUGAACUUCCAAUUCCCCUCUCCGAGUCGGCUCCGGGGCUUUGGACAGCUCCGCUUUGGGUUAAGCCUUCUCGGACUCCGGAUCGCUGGGAAGAAGAGAAAAAGGCAGCAAGGUAGAUUAUCACCGCCAGAGCUGAUGUUUCCACGGAAUCUUUCGCCAGGCAAAAGGAUGGGCUCUGACCUAUUGUUAUAAAUCUACCCUUUGAGAGAUGGACUUGGUAGAAGUACUUCUGGUGCUGUUCAUCGUGGUGGUGCUGAUGGUGUCCUUGCUCUCCAACUUGUUGGUGUUAAUAUGCUUCGUCUACAGUUCCGACAUCCGCAAGCAGGUGCCGGGCAUAUUUAUAGUUAACUUGUCUUUCUGCAACCUGCUCAUCACCGUUGUGAACAUGCCAGCGACUGUGCUGGGAGUCGUCAAAAAGCAACAGCCAUUUGGCGAUUGCAUCUGCCAAACCGUUGGAUUUUUGGAAACCUUUCUCGCCACGAACACUAUGCUGAGCAUGGCAGCGUUAAGUAUAGACAAGUGGAUCGCCGUGGUGUUCCCCUUAAGUUAUGUCAGUAAGAUGAGACACAAGGACGCCGUGUUGAUGAUGAGCUACACUUGGCUUCAUUCUCUCUCCUUCCCCGCCGUCGCAAUGUUUUUCACCUGGGUCGGUUUCAAUAACAUUUACGCAUCAUGCACUUUGCACCUACAGGAAGAGACGGCGAGAAGACAGUUCACAAUAUUCACCGUCGUCUUUCACUCCACCAGCUUCAUGCUCUCGCUUGUUAUACUGUGCUUUACAUACCUGAAGGUUUUGAAGGUUGCCCGUUCUCAUUGCAAACGAAUAGACAUUAUCACCAUGCAGACUUUGGUUUUACUGGUAGAUAUCCACCCCAGUGUGAAACAGCGUUGCAUCGCAGAGCAAAAGACCAGAAGACAGCGUGCAACCAAGAAGAUCAGCAUUUUUAUAGGAUCGUUUAUUGUCUGCUUUGCUCCUUAUGUUAUUACCAGGUUGAUAGAGCUAUUGUCCUUCGUGUCUAUGAACUAUCACUGGGGAGUUGUGAGUAAGUGCCUCGCCUACUGCAAAGCAGCUGCCGACCCCUUCGUCUACUCGCUGCUUCGCCAACAGUACAAGAAGGCUCUGGUCAACAUUGUCAACCGGACAUUCAAAAGAGAUUUGUACCCGUCCUCCGGACACAACAGCUCCCUGGAUACCGAGAACGACUACUGCCUGCAGAGAAGCUGAGAGCCAUCUCAGCUGUGUAGUGACCCUUUCA